AAUCUUUUGCAACGAGAUGAUAAGAAUCUUCCGUAUGCUUGAAAUGAUUGAAAAUUUCAAUUAAAUUAGUUACCAAUACCAGCUGUAUGCUUUAUUCGUAAUGGUAAGCCAAAGAAGAAACAUCAACUACAUAUUGUCUGCAGCUAAUUGCUUGCUGUCUUCCACUUUCUUCUUGUUGAUCAUACUCUUGUUGUGUUCAUGUCCAAAGAGAACACAAGGUUUGGAAGCCGACAAGUGUGUGGAUUGCUAUGCUAGAGAUACUUUAAAGCGUGGCGAGUGGAUUACUUUAAAGCAUGAAGAAACGCUUGUCUCCAGUGGAGAAAGGUUUGAACUGGGAUUCUUUAACGCUACGGGAAGCGCUAGCCCCGAAAGGUAUGUCGGGAUAUGGUACAAAUGGGAUAAACAAACAGUUGUAUGGGUUGCCAACAGAGACAGCCCAGUACUUAACGAUUCCCCAGGAGUUUCUUUUGGAAUUGCAGAAGAUGGCAAGCUUAAGGUAUGGGAUUUCAAUACUAGAAAAGUUUAUUGGACAGCAGGUGUUGAGAAUUAUCGGUCUACAAAUCGAAAUUUGAAGCUCAUGAAUUCUGGAAACCUGGUCUUAAGGGAUGAACAGUAUGCGACGACUCUGUGGGAGAGCUUCCAAUAUCCAACUGACACAUUUCUUCCAGAUAUGAAGAUGGAUGAAGAGUUGACGUUGACUUCAUGGAGAGGUGAUGGUGACCCGGGAAGUGGGAACUUCACGUUUAAGCAAGAUCAAGAAGGAGAGGACCGCUACGUUAUCUCAAAAAAGACAGGCGAUUAUUGGAGAAGUUGGAUGUCAGGCAAGUUCUUGAGCUCAGAUGAAAUGCCCAAUUUCCCGAAUGCCGUAGCCAAGUUAUUAUCAAAUGACAGCAACUGCGUGACGCGUCCCGGGUAUACCAGAUGUUCGUCGGUUUUUAGUAACACAAGGUUAGUGAUGAAUUAUAACGGGGAAUUACAGUAUCUAAACUGGGAUGUGGACAAGCAAAAUUGGUCUUUGAUAUGGAGGGAGCCGGAAGACGAAUGUAGCAUUUACAAUGGUUGUGGGAAAUUCGGCAGCUGCAAUAUUAACAAUAGGUUGGUAUGCAAAUGUUUGCCCGGAUUCCAGCCUACUUUCCAGGCGAAUUGGGAUUCUAGAGAUUUUUUGGGUAAGCAAAUGUGCACCCGAAAUUCGACAUCAUCUGACAAGGGCGACAUGUUCUUGAGCUUAACGAUGAUGAAAGUGGGCAGCCCAGACUUUGAUUUCAAAGUAAAGAAUGAAACAGAAUGCAGAAAAGACUACUGCCUUGACAACAGCGAGUGCCAAGCUUAUGCAUAUGAUACUACUGGGACCGACAUCUGCUGGAUUUGGACGUCGGAUCUAAGUAAUCUUCAAGAGGAGUACACAAACGGUGGUCAUAACCUCUUUGUUCGCGUGCCCAAAUCUGUUAUAGAAUCUACGGUUAGGAAUUGUGAGCCUUGUGGCACAAACCUGAUCCCCUAUCCGCUGAGCACUAGUCCAAAUUGCGGCGACCCCAUGUACUUUAGUUUCUACUGCAACACCUCCUCAGGCCAGGUUAGCUUCAAGGCACCAAGUGGCACUUAUCGUGUUGCUACUAUCAAUCCAAGUACACAAAAAAUUGUCAUCCAAGUCAAACAAGUAGAAAAUCCUAAUGCUAGAAAUUCAGGAGGAAAUCUGCAUCUCAAUCAGUCAUUGCCAUUUAAUGCGACCAUGAACUUCACUUUUUCUAGCAACUUUCGUUCUGAAGAUGAAGCUGAAGUAGAGAUUAGUUGGGCGCCCCCGCAGGAACCAAGCUGUACUUCAUCUAGAGACUGCAAGGACUGGCCAAAUUCAACUUGCAAUAUAACAAGUGAUGGAAAGAGGUGCCUUUGCAACCUAAACUUCCGAUGGAAUGGCUCCACUUUAAAUUGCACUGGAGAAGGUAAUCCUCCUGGGUUGUUAGAAGAGCCUUCAAAAAGAAAGAAGCGGUUGGCUCUUAGCAUUUUGGUACCUCUUAUAAGCGUGUUUGCUCUCAUGUGUACCAUUACUUGUGUAUAUGUAUGGAGAAGAAAGAUGGCCAAGGAAGAAGAAAUUAGAAGAAGUACUGAUAGAACAAAUCGAGCACUUCGUGCAUUAGACAAUGAAAAACACGUCAAAGACUUGAUAGACACUGGUCAAUUCAGAGAAGAAGAUGAAAAAGACAUAGAUGUACCUUAUUUUGAUUUGGAUAGCAUUCUAGUAGCUACAGAUAACUUCUCAGAUGCAAACAAGCUCGGAGAGGGAGGCUAUGGGCCUGUUUACAAGGGAACAUUUCCAGGAGGUCAAGAAAUUGCGGUAAAAAGGCUCUCAAAUGUCUCAGGACAAGGCUUACAAGAAUUUAAAAAUGAGGUGGUGUUGAUUGGAAAACUUCAACAUAGAAAUCUUGUCAGACUUCAGGGAUAUUGCGUAAAAGGAUAUGAAAAGAUUUUACUCUAUGAGUACAUGCCCAACAAAAGCUUAGACUCAUUUAUAUUUGAUCAAAAGUCACGCAUGUCUUUGGACUGGGAGAUGCGCUUCAAAAUCAUUUUCGGAAUAGCUCGUGGGCUUGUUUAUCUUCAUCAUGACUCCAGAUUGAGGAUCAUCCAUAGAGAUUUGAAAACUAGCAACAUUCUUUUAGAUGAGGAGAUGGAUCCCAAAAUAUCUGACUUUGGCUUGGCAAGGAUGAUUGAAGGCAAAGAAAUCGGGGCAAAUACAACCAGACUAGCUGGAACUUAUGGCUAUAUGUCUCCGGAGUAUGCAUUAAAUGGACUUUUCUCAGUCAAAUCUGAUGUUUUUAGCUUUGGUGUAGUUCUACUUGAGAUUAUAAGUGGAAAAAAGAAUUAUCUGUCGAAACUAGACAUGAGCCUUAUAGGUUAUGCAUGGAUGUUGUGGGUAGAAAACAAGGUGUUGGAUUUAAUGGACCAGACUCUACGUGAAGUUUGCAAUGCAGAUCAAUUCGUGAAGUGCGUAAAUAUUGGACUCUUAUGCGUACAAGAAGACCCAAAUGACCGCCCCACCAUUUCAACUGUUGUUACUAUGCUUGACAGUGAAACUGUAACAGUUCCAAAACCGAAAGGGCCAGUUUUUGUUCAAAGAAAAGGCCUUUCCAGCACAGCUAGUUCUUCUACUAGACCGGACACAUAUACGGCAUCAACUAGCAGUUUAGAAGGAACAUGGUAAUGCAUGAUAUCAACGCAAGUUCUCGUGAGUGUGUCCUUUACUAGACUUGCAAAGGUUCUCGUGGACAAAACAUUGGUUUCUGUAAAUAAGAAGAUUGUAUUAGCCCAUCAACCAAAUGAAACUUUUCUCCCCAUAUCUAUUCCUUGAAACUUCUCUAUGGUAACUGUAUUUGGUGAUGAUUUUAAUUUCUUUUACUAUUCUGUUUCAGUCAUUGUAAAGCAACCUAUAUGUAAGAUAGCUCAUAACCUGCAACCAUUUUGGUUAGUCUUCUUUUUUCUAGUUGAAGUUUGAAUAUAAUCUCUUAUGAUUUAAACAUUAAA
Messenger RNA from Alnus glutinosa, 3516 nucleotides. Its product is annotated as G-type lectin S-receptor-like serine/threonine-protein kinase At4g03230. Gene Ontology annotation, molecular function: protein serine/threonine kinase activity; ATP binding. The coding region runs from base 101 to 3196 and encodes 1031 amino acids. Gene Ontology annotation, biological process: recognition of pollen; protein phosphorylation. NCBI's taxonomy places the organism in Eukaryota, Viridiplantae, Streptophyta, Magnoliopsida, Fagales, Betulaceae. The transcript has 8 exons. The record is from RefSeq and is a predicted model, not a curated record.